GUACAGUGUGUCGCCUCCAUUAUAUUCCUUUUCGCACAACUCAGUUGCACUUUCAUUGAAUUUCCAAUCUGUCAAUUCAUUCAAGACCCAUUUGCGGGGGACAAGUAGUGCAUCUGGGGCCGAAAUCGUGUCCAUUGUGAGUGUAGUCUGGAGUUGAGGGACUCCUGGGAGGUUAGUGACGUUAUCCCAAUGAUAAGAGUGAUUAUUCGUGGUCUUGUGAUAGAAAAUCAAGGCAAAAUGUUGUGUAUGGUUUGUUAGUGUAGAACGAUUUGAUUUUUGCACCACAAUCGUGCUAAAAGUCCACUCAGCUUGAUUACGGAGAUUAAAUUCGAGAUUUGGUGUCCAGUAUUUGCCUAAAACAUAGCCGCGAUUAAGGAGGAUGAGACGAGCACGGCGAGGUCGUGUUUGGCACAUCGGGAUACUCUUCUUGAUCUACUCAUGCCUCUACGUGUACUCUGCGAAAAUUAAGACAUCCACCGAGGAGGAAAUCAAUGAAGAGCAAACUGGUUCGCAAAUUGAACUCAAUGUCUCACCCAAUCCCACAUUCGACACUGAACUCUACACCACAUCGAUCGGCAAGGAGGAGACAGAUAUGAUUGAGUUAACAACCCGUGAGUCAUCUCACAUUACGCAUCAUGCUCAUCCCACUUGGCGGCCAAAGAGGCAGAACUGUACUCCUCCGGCCAUUGAGCAGUUCCCACAGCCUCUCAUGGGGCCAAAUGCCAGAAAACACGGCGGUCUUGUCAUCCACGUCAUUGUGGCGAUCUUCACUUUCCUGGGACUUGCCAUCGUGUGUGAUGAUUACUUCGUUUCCAGCUUAGAUAGGAUUUGUGAAGAACUCAAAUUGUCGCCGGACGUUGCUGGUGCUACCUUUAUGGCAGCCGGAAGUUCAGCACCUGAGUUGGCAACAGUCGUGAUUGGCGUGUUCUUUGCCAAAGACGACAUUGGCGUUAGUGGCGUGAUCGGAUCGGCCGUCUUCAACAUUAUGUUUGUCAUCUCGGUGUGCGCCUUGUGCUCGGGCACCGUUUGUCAACUAAACUGGUGGCCUCUCGUCCGGGAUUGCUUCUUCUACUCAGUCUCAAUCCUCGUGAUGCUCAUCAUAAUUUUCAAUGACACCAUCUCAUGGGUGGAGGCUCUUGUGAUGCUGAUCUUCUACGUCUUUUACUGCAUUGCCCUGCAUUUCAACAAUGCUCUGGAGCGUUGGGCUCAAACAUGGAAACUGCCUAUCAAGCUGCCAACGCGUGAGGAGCAAUCGGCUCUGGUGACUUACAAAAACGUCUCUGACCCGACUUACACGCAGAACGCUCAAGCUGUGACGAAUCUGUCGCAGGAGCCGCCGCAGGAGCAGCCAAAGGUCGAUGAGUCUUAUGAUACGAACACCAGCUGGGAUCCGAAUGCUGCAUGGGGCGACGAGACAGGGGGUGGCAAUAACUAUGGGGCCGCCACGACCACGACCGCAGGUUGGGGGGAUGCUGGGCAGCAAAAUGCCGAUUCCUGGGACACAAAUAAUGCCUGGGCGUCUGGCGAGGGGCAGCAGAAUUAUGGGUACAAUCGUGACGGUGCCGAACAGAACAUACAGGAAGCGGGCUUAAUGCCUCAGGGCAGUGCAGUCACCGGAAAUGUCACGCAAACUCAACAAAUCUCGAGCUACUACAAAUCAGCCGACCCGAAGAAUACGGAGCCAAUAAAUCCACUGGAGAAACCCACGACCGGAGGCUUUCCCGGACUGGUGGCGUGGUACAUUGUCUUUCCCAUUCACUACAUGUGUCGCCUAACAAUGCCGGACUGUCGAUUGGAAAAAUAUCGUAAUUGGUAUCCGUUCACCUUCCUCAUUUCCAUGAUAUGGAUAUCGUUUUACUCCUACUUUAUGGUCUGGAUGAUCACCAUCAUUGGCGCCACCCUCGGCAUCCCGGACACUGUCAUGGGCUUGACUUUUGUGGCCGCUGGAGUAUCUGUGCCGGACGCCCUCAGUUCAAUAGCCGUCAUCAAGGAAGGCUAUGGCGAUAUGGCUGUGUCUAAUGCCAUCGGCUCCAAUGUAUUCGAUAUAUUGAUAUGUCUUGGCCUGCCGUGGUUCAUCCAGACGGCCAUUAUCAAGCCAGGCUCACAUGUCAACGUUAUAUCCAAGGGUUUGGCUUACUCAACCCUAUCACUACUCUCAACUGUGCUAUUCUUGCUGGUUGCAACCCAUCUCAAUGGCUGGAAACUGGAUAAGCGUUUAGGAAUAAUCCUAAUGGUUUGGUAUUUGGUCUUCAUUACCAUCGCUUCACUCUAUGAAUUGAAUGUUUUUGGGCAACUCAACCCACCAGAAUGCGCAAGUAAUUACUAAGCUGUGGGAUACCCCAGAAGGCAAGAAUUUUAUUUUUUUAAAUGCAAAAAGAAUGCUUUAGUUUUAUAUUUUAGUCAAGACAACAUAAAUGUUAUAUUUUUUAAUAUUUAUAAUUGUUUAAUGAAAGGUUUAGAAGAAAAGUGAAAAUUUUAUGGAGGUACGUGAUGCAAUAAUGUGUUACCAAGUCAGCGUAUCGGAUGAUAUCUGAUGUGAAGAACAUAGUCUCCUUUUAGUUAGCUAAAGAAUAAAACCCAAAAACGGUCUAGUUUGGAGGUUAUAGUUUUACUUAAGAGACCUACUGAGAAUGUAUAAAUAAUAUACUUAGGAAUGUUGCAAUAACAUAAUACCAAACGAACCAAACAGGAAAGAUUGUAUAAUUUCCUAUUUUCGCGAGACAAUGUUGUGAAAGUUUUGAUAUGUAGUUAUUAGAGAAUGAAGAAUCUCUCCCACAUAUGAUUCAAAUUCAUACCUCAAAUUCUAUAUUGAUUCUCUUCUUAGCCAAUGUUACCAUUGUUUGGACGUUGAUGACUUUUUGUUAGCGGAUCUUAAGCAUUCUAGCUAAUUAUUAUACCUUAGCAUACAUUGAUCUUUGCUAAUGCUUUAAAAACUCCAAAGAGUAAACUGUAGCUAGACAAUCUCAUUCGAGAAGAUUUAUUUCAAUAGAAAGAGUAUUUGAAGUAAUUCGGUUCUUGUUUAAUGUUUAUUUUAAAGCACAAAAAGUUAAUGAGAAUGUCUGUAGAAGAACAUUAAUGCGAGAAUUGCUCUUUUAAAACGAACUGCUGUAAAUGCUUCUCUUCCAAAUAAACAUAACGCGUUAUUAAACGUUAAAGAAACACUUCUAAUACUUCCGCUACAAGUUAUCCUAUAGUUUAUAGUACCUCAUUUUCUAAAGCGCUCUAGAGUUCCGUUAAAUAUAAGACAUGCUGUAAAUAAUAACAUUGAAAGAUAAAAUUCAACACAAAUUAAGCAUCACAGAACAUAAUCCCGAAUUUCCCAAGCGAAUGCAUAUUAAAGUUACUGCUUUCAGAUAUCAUUAAGAGAGAAAAAAAUCGGUUGGAUUGAUUUGGAAAAGAUUAAAUAAAUGUGAAAAAUAGGGUUUCUUGUGGUCACGAAAGAUAACAUUCAAUUAAGCUUUUGAAGUCCUAAAAUAAAUUUAUUAAUUGAUAUUUUGCACACAAUACAUCGAAAAAAUUUGUUUCAAGAAAAAGAAUAAAAAAGAAAAGAGUAAUAUUGUGAUGGAAACAUCAAAAAAUUAAAGUCUAGCGGUGCCUGAGAAAAAUAAAUUUUGUUGUCAUUCCUGACAAAACUGAUGGUAAAUUACCCCAAAAAGAGAACAGUAAGCAAGAAAAUAAUAAUGAGAAAAAAAACAUGUAAAUGUAGUUACACAGAUGAAAGCAACCUUAUAUAUGAAUAAUGAAAUUUAGCAAAUAUUGAUAAAAUGAAAACAAUGAUCAAUUAUAUAACAUCAAUUACAUAUAUUGUUAUCAAUGUUGUGUAUACUUAAUGACAGAAACCUCAUCUAUGAUAUGACAAAUUUAACAGCAAAAUUUGACAAUUAUCCUAGUGACAGUGAUUGAGUCAAUUAUUUAAUUCAUUGCAAUCUGUUAAAGCAAAUAUUUCAAUAGACAUUCAGCAGAAAUAUUUUAUUAUUUUCGCAAACAGGGUUACAAAUUCAGCUUCAAACACAUUCAUUUUCAAGCAAAAUAUAAUCAUAAAGCAAAUGCUCCCUUAAAUUUCUGGGCAAUUCUAUACUUUACACAUAAAUAUAUAGUCUUCUGUAUUGAACUCUUCCAAGGAUAUAGAAAUAUACAAGCCUUAGGGCAUAAACCCUCCGUAA
This is a messenger RNA of Phlebotomus argentipes, 4163 nucleotides long. Its product is annotated as probable sodium/potassium/calcium exchanger CG1090. Gene Ontology annotation, cellular component: membrane. Gene Ontology annotation, biological process: calcium ion transmembrane transport; intracellular calcium ion homeostasis. The transcript is spliced from 7 exons. Bases 380 to 2326 code for a protein of 648 amino acids. NCBI's taxonomy places the organism in Eukaryota, Metazoa, Arthropoda, Insecta, Diptera, Psychodidae. The record is from RefSeq and is a predicted model, not a curated record. Gene Ontology annotation, molecular function: calcium, potassium:sodium antiporter activity; calcium channel activity.